UGGCCUCUCUCAGGUUUCUUUCUGCUAGUAGCUGCAACAUUUCGUCGGUAUGACAAGUUUCAUAACCAGAAUAGUCGUCAACUUUAACGAUUAAAAUCUCGUUUCGUGGAGCAGAGCGACACUUUUUCUGCCAGAUUCUUUCGUUUCGCGUCAAUUGAGCAUAAUUUCAUCGAUAUUGGAGGUUAUAAAAAUAGAAGACGAUUAGACGUACAAUUCGACGAUUUGUCAGUUUUCAGUUUAUUAUGGCUAGCUCAGUAGUAACGGUGUGCAACAUUCUUGGAAUUGACAAAGUAAACAUGGACGGUAAAACAAUCUUGAUUGAAGAACGACAUGGUAGCAACGCGAAUUUCUUAGUAAAUGCCAUUUUAUCACAUGCUUUAAAAAAAAUGAACGCUGCUGUUUGCCUCGUUCUUUGUCAUAAUACUUUUAGUCAUUAUCAUAACAUCGGCAUGAGAUUUGGCUACAAUCUUCUUAAUCUAAAAGAAAAGGGCCAAGUCACUGUUGUUGAGCCGAUGAAAAUUAUAGCCAACAAUGUUACUGAUAUGUACGAGAAUUUUGUAGAUAAAACAAAAACAAUAAUUCCAGAUAGAACUCCUAUGGGAGAUAUUGAUAUUGUGCGUAGAUUAUUUACAUGCGUUAAAGAAAAAUAUGAAGACGCAGCAAGGUUCUCUAAGUCUGUUGUUCUUAUUAUCGAUGAUAUAAACCACUUCCUUGAUCUUGGACUUGGUAUACGUGAUACUAUGUAUUUUAUAAGAUGUUUAAGAUCGUUUGUAGCGUCGUAUCCCUCGUCGCAGCUUUGUAUUCUUGCACAUAUAUAUCAAGGGAAUAUACAGACUUCGAAUACAGAUAUAGUUGCUAAUACCUUAAAACAUAUAGCACAUUUGUGUGUUACGACACAACCAUUUAAGACAGGACACUCCGGAGAUGCAUCCGGUAAACUAACUAUUCAUUGGAAAAUGAAUUCCAUUAGAUCUAAAUAUCAUUUGGCAGAAAAAACAAUAUAUCUGUUUAACUCGUCGGAUUGGCAAGUGAAGAUUUAUGCGCCUGGUGUUAUGUCUAUCCUGUCAUAAAUAAUACAUAUAACGUUGCCAUGUCUAAUUUUUAUGUAAAAUAAAAUAAUUUUUAUGUAAUUUUGUUUAUAUAUUAAAAUAGAUUUAAAAAUUUAGAACCAUCUUCUGCUUUCCUACAUUAAUCUAUUUGCAUGCAUGUUCUCUGCAAUCUCGUGAAAAGAGAUUCCUCUCUUUCAGGUACAAUUAGAUAUGCAAAUGAGACAUUCAAUAAGGAUUUCAAACAUAUUUUAUAUUGCCGUACAUUCAAAUUUAUUGUAUAUUUAUUAUACGUACAUGAAAG
Messenger RNA from Temnothorax curvispinosus, 1350 nucleotides. Its product is annotated as elongator complex protein 6-like. Lineage: Eukaryota; Metazoa; Arthropoda; Insecta; Hymenoptera; Formicidae. Bases 243 to 1070 code for a protein of 275 amino acids. The record is from RefSeq and is a predicted model, not a curated record. Gene Ontology annotation, cellular component: elongator holoenzyme complex. Gene Ontology annotation, biological process: tRNA wobble uridine modification. The transcript has 3 exons.